GACCAGGACCGUGGAGCUAGCCCCCCAUCCCCACAAUUAUUGAAGUUUCUCCCAGUCUUUCCCCUCACCUUCAAUGAAGGUUCUCAAGUCACCAGCCAAAUUUUUUUCCACAUUUACUCGUGUUUUUCUGUUGACGCACCAACUUUGAUUCUUCUUCCCCUUUUCAGUAUAAAUAAGCACAAGUGUGAUAGUCAUAGACAUGUGCUUGGUCCCGUGGUCUUACAUUCAAACGUUUGGUCUUCAGUAGAGAGAGGGAAGAGAGAGAGAGGGGAUUUGCGAGGACCUGGUUUUGGGUUGGCAGGUGACUCACACAAACUGAAACUUGUACCGCUAUUCAAUCCAUGGGACUGUCUCUCUCCACACUGUCAUCUGCGUGGAAUCAAAUUCUAAAACACCAAUUUUUCUGGUUCUCAAAACCCAUUGAGGCGCUUAUGGUAAGAACAACGAGCUUGGAGGGAAAAGAUGGAGAGAAGGCCAUGAGAGCAGCUAGCUUCAAGUCAGAUGAACCAGAGAAGAAGAUUGUUGAAAGGUCACUAAGCUUCAAGAAGUGGGAAUCUGAAGAAGCAAAGGUUGAACCGUCUGUUUCUGUGUCAUCUAACAAGAUAAUCAUGCAGAAAGUGGAUUUGGAUUCAAUAUCUUUGAAGAGUAAAAUCAAUGGAUCACCAAUCCAUAAAUCAAAACCCACAAUUUCUCUCCCUGAACCCAUGAUCUUGUUUUCUCCAAGACCCAUUAGCCAGCUUGAUGCUGCUGCAACUAAGGUUCAGAAAGUCUACAAAAGCUAUAGAACUAGAAGGAACCUUGCAGAUUGUGCAGUUGUGGUUGAGGAGCUCUGGUGGAAGGCAUUAGAUUUUGCAACUCUAAAACGUAGCUCUGUAUCAUUCUUCAACAUUGGGAAACCAGAAACUGCUACAUCGCGAUGGACACGGGCAAAGACAAGGCUUGCCAAGGUUGGGAAGGGGUUAUCCAAGGAUGAGAAGGCUCAUAUGCUAGCCCUACAACAUUGGCUUGAAGCGAUUGAUCCACGCCAUAGGUAUGGACACAAUUUACAUUUCUACUAUGAUGCCUGGACUGCUAGCAAGAGCACCGAGCCCUUCUUCUUUUGGUUGGAUGUCGGUGAUGGUAAAGAACUAAAUCUACAGAAGUGCCCAAGAGCCGUAUUACAACGCCAAUGCAUUAAAUACCUUGGACCAAAAGAGAGGGAAGCGUAUGAAGUGAUAGUAGAGACUGGAAAGCUCGUGUACAAGCAAAGUGGAAUGUUUCUAAACACUGAGGAGGAUUCUAAGUGGAUCUUUGUGCUUAGCACAUCAAGGGCUUUGUAUGUUGGGCAGAAGAAGAAAGGUGUCUUUCAGCACUCAAGUUUUCUUUCUGGAGGGGCGACGACCGCUGCAGGAAGAUUGGUCGCCCAUGAUGGGAUUCUUGAGGCAAUAUGGCCAUACAGUGGUCACUACCUCCCAUCUGAAGAGAACUUCAAGGAAUUCAUCACUUUCCUUGAAGAACACAAUGUGGACUUAACCAAUGUCAAGAAAUGUGCGGUAGACGACGACACCCCUUCAUUUAAAGUCACCAGCGACGAGUCCAACGCGGAAACCAUGGAGACUGAGUCAUCAUUUGUUGCAAGUGCUGCUGAUGCGGAGGAGCCCAUCAAGGACUCAACUGCUGAUCAAGAAGAUGACACCAAGGCAGCAGCAGCCACUGCAGAAGCACCGGUCUUUGAUUUGGCUAAGCGAUUAUCCUGCAAGUGGACGAGUGGGGUUGGACCCAGAAUUGGAUGUGUUAGGGACUACCCAGCAGACCUCCAAUCUCAAGCUCUUGAGAAGGUUAACCUGUCUCCUACAACUACACCCAGCCACUCCAGGAACCGGUUGCCCAUCCCUUCACCAAGGCCGAGCCCCAAGGUCAGGAUCUCACCAAGGCUUGCAUACAUGGGGAUCCCUAGCCCAAGGGUGUCAGUUGUUGCCAAUUAGGGGUUGCAUGACCUUAGCAAGGGCACAGCUUGUGCCCUUAAUGAGAAGGGAAGGGGCUUUUACCCUAUAUGAUCAAGUGGUUCUUUGAUUAGUUUAUUGACAAACCAUUGUAUAUACAAGUAGCUGAAUCUGAUUUUGUAGCCUCCAGUGGUAUUAAAUAAUUUUGUACUCAGGAUAAUGAGUUCAUUUUUUUUUUUUUUUGCUUUGUAAGUUGUGAAUAUGAUGUUGCAGUGCAUUAUUGAGCAACUUUUAUUGAAUGAUUGAAGCACUGCUUUCACUUUCUCUUUGCCUUUGCCUUUGCCUUUUUCCUUGAUGCCAAA
Molecule: messenger RNA, 2284 nt
Organism: Vitis riparia (riverbank grape)
Lineage: Eukaryota; Viridiplantae; Streptophyta; Magnoliopsida; Vitales; Vitaceae
Product: IQ domain-containing protein IQM1
Exons: 9
Coding region: 342-1964 (540 amino acids)
Source: RefSeq, a predicted model, not a curated record